Messenger RNA from Paramuricea clavata, 2160 nucleotides. Lineage: Eukaryota; Metazoa; Cnidaria; Anthozoa; Malacalcyonacea; Plexauridae. The record is from the annotation of a GenBank genome assembly.
CUUGAGAACGGGCUAGUUUCAGCGUUUCAAAAAAAUGUGUGACAUACCUCCGUUAUGGACGGGUACUUAUGUGGAAUCUUAAUGAUUUCCUGUGGUUUCUAACGCUCUUGCAUAAAUAUGGUGAAAAUAGUAACAACAUUUCAUAACAUUCAUUCAAACAAACGAACACAAGCUGAGAAGCGGAGAAUUGUUGUGGAGUCAGAACAAAUUAAUAUGCACUACAUAACAGAGGUUAUGGAAAAGCAGAAGAUCAACUUUAAAAACCUGGCGAGAUUUGUUCAAUGUCAAGCAGAACCUCUAAAACCGAGGGGAAAGGAGACACAGCAAAGUUUUCGUGUUAAUGUUGUUGUGCUAGGAACAAGCGGUUGUGGUAAAACUGCCUUUAUUAAACGUUUUCUUGGCAAGCCAUUUCCUAAACAUCACGAACCUACAUUAGAAGAUGUAUACGAUGGACACUAUACUUUGAAAUCAUUUCAUACUACAGUGUUACUUCGGAUAUAUGAUACAGACGGUUCAGAUAGAUUCCCAGCUAUGAGGAACCUGGCCAUUAACGAAGGGCAGGCGUUCGUUGUCAUGUAUAAACUGAACAGCAAAGAAUCGUUCAAGAAAGCCAAAAAAACAGUUGACGAAGUGAUACAAGCAAGAGGGAAUAGUGUGCCGAUAUACCUUGUUGGAAAUAAGUGUGACAAGCCAUCGUCAGAGCAAGUUGUCACGACUGAUGAGGCAAUCAAAGUAAGUCAAGAAAAGAAAUGUUGCUUUGUUGUCACCUCAGCGUUAAUGGGUAUAAAUACGGACAAAAUAUUCCGCGAGAUUGCUUCUCAAAUGGUCGAGAGAAGACUGAUGGGCUUAGACAAAAGACCAACGCAGCAAGCUUGAUACAGUGCACACAGCUAUGCUAUAAGUAUGACAGUUCGUGUUUGAGAUAAGGAUCUAUAUCCUGAACGCGUACGAAUUGCAAGUCAGAAUUCGUUACUCCCUUCCCUUACUAGACUACUAGUUCCUUCCUUACUUAGUUCCUGGAUCAUAAGAUCACAACCAUAUACCGGCAUUUCAACCUAGAUUGCGGUCCAUAUUGGGCGCUCCUCAUUCAAUAUGAAAUCUCGAUCAUUCAUACCUGAUUAUACUGGAAGCAUCUAAUUAAAAUUAAUGUACAUGCUAUAUCAUCGUUAAUGGGAUGAACAAUGAAUAUCACAGCCAUAUCCAGACCAGAACUUUCGUUGUUUGCUUAUCGAGUCACGUUUAGUUUGUUUGAACAAAAUAAAUAAGAUGUGAAAGACGUCCUAGUCCGUAAAGUUAAUCUGAUUAGGGAGCUUAAGCAAGCGACGUUUUUGUCAACACAGACGACAGAUUGCCGAAGGGAGGAGGAUCUUAAAAACUGUGUUUGGCAGUUAGUGGUGAUCUUCAACACAUAUAUGACAAAACAUAAGAUUUUUAAAGUAUUUUUCUUCCUCACACGAGCGCUAUGAUGCAAAAUGCCGUUAAAAUUAGUUAAACCAAUUUUCGGGUGAUGUCUGUGUUGACAAAAACAUCACUUGCUAUAGAGCUCAAUAAUGUCGAGUAAUGAGUAACGAGUAAUGGUAUAUUUAAUGGUUAAUAACAGUUCGUGACAUUGCGGAUAAUGUUUGUUACAAGCAAUCAUCAUUCGAACGCCAUUUGGGCCAUUUCUCGAUAUAUUCACGCCAUCGCGGGCCCCAAAUUCCCAACUAUAUAGGCUAAACUUGACCCUUGCACUGCAUGCUGAACCAGUUGUGGUUUUGCAUGAAGUUGCGGGCAUAUAUCGAGAAAGAGCUCAAUUUGGUAAAUUUAUUUAAUCAUCAGUUAACCAAGUCCAAGAGGCAAGAUGCCAAGAAUGUAAAAUAUUAUUUAAAUUCCAUAAUUUAGAUUUAAAUGUAAGUUAACUUUCACAAUUUAAAUUUAAAUGUAAAAUAAUACUUAACUUCCGAGGGCGAGCCCUUUCUUUGGGCUUUGGCUUUAUAUACAGGGCUGGACAGGAAAGUGGAAAUAAAAUCAAUAACUUUGAAGUUAACUAGGAAAUUGUAUGCAUUCUUAAAAACUCUACGUCAUUGUCUGAUAUUGUCACUGAUUUGUAAAUAUGUACAUAUUUGUAAAUUAUUAUUUAUUAGCUGAUAAUAUUUAUUUAUAAUAAACUAUUGAAAAUCA